AUGAACAAGAAUCAGAAGGAUAAGUUUAAGGAACGUCAUAUUUCUCAUAAAUACAACACUCUUCAUACCAUUCCAAGGGUUGGCAUUCCACAAAUAUCUGGGUUAUAUUUAAAAAGCUUCUAUAAUGCUCUAAAAAGAAACCGGAUAGCGCUACCGACAAGUAUUUUAGAAAAUGAUAGGAAGUUUUGCAGUUCGUGUGGGUGUAUACAGAUAUGUGGCUAUAAUUUGGAGGCGAAGGUAGUUGAAAGUAAAACAGCCGGCUCUAUUACUAGAAACUUGGCUUACAAAUGUCUAAACUGUAAUAAGGUGAAGCUAUUUGAACUUUCAAGCCAAGAGGAUACUACUAGCGUAGAAAAGUCACCUUUUAUUGCUAAAUGGCCGAAAACUCCAAGUGAGAAUAAGACGAAAGGUGCGGUAACUAAGAAAACGGCUAAAGACAGAGCAAAAAUGAGGAAAAAUACAUUGAGUAAUAUGUUAGCAUCUAAGAAACAGGAAACUGCAUCUAAGAAUAAAGUGACUCUCAGUCUUUCUGAUUUCUUACAAAAGUAG
This is a messenger RNA of Eremothecium sinecaudum, 549 nucleotides long. It is a transcript of the gene SNM1, whose product is annotated as Snm1p. The transcript has a single exon. Gene Ontology annotation, cellular component: nucleolar ribonuclease P complex. Gene Ontology annotation, biological process: tRNA processing. The record is from RefSeq and is a predicted model, not a curated record. Bases 1 to 549 code for a protein of 182 amino acids. Lineage: Eukaryota; Fungi; Ascomycota; Saccharomycetes; Saccharomycetales; Saccharomycetaceae.